Molecule: messenger RNA, 10012 nt
Organism: Kockovaella imperatae
Lineage: Eukaryota; Fungi; Basidiomycota; Tremellomycetes; Tremellales; Cuniculitremaceae
Exons: 29
Coding region: 74-9886 (3270 amino acids)
Biological process (GO): protein polyubiquitination; positive regulation of protein catabolic process; proteasome-mediated ubiquitin-dependent protein catabolic process
Molecular function (GO): ubiquitin-protein transferase activity; protein binding
Source: RefSeq, a predicted model, not a curated record
CACUCGUUGAGCACUGUUACGAGCGAUAUGGACUGCAGGCUCGUGCAUCUGCUCUGAUGAACAACAUAGGACAAUGAAGAUUACCAAGCCAGCCAAGCGGCUCUCCUCAAUUCCUCCUGAUGUCGCUGCUCAAAUCAAGAUUAUAGAGUCGACACCCAAUGAAUCGCUGGCCACUGUCCUGUCUGGAAUAACCAACUGGCCUUAUCCCAGAGGUGACUUUCAGUCAUGGAUCCCGAUCUUGGAUAAGUUUGAUGGCUGCCUCGAGGAAGUCAUUAGCAGUUAUGACCUCUCCAGACCUCAGACGAACGACUUCACCCCCACAACCAGGGAGACAGUUUUGCAGGUGUUAAGAUUCACUCGUUUGCUAUUGGAGAACUGUACGCAGCGCAAGCUUUACUCAUCAUACGACCGUCUUUACGAUCUCCUUCUCACCAAUGACCUCGAUGUCCUUAUCGCCACUCUGUUCGUCAUCCUCCGCCCGGCACAGCAGUAUGGCACCCAAACCCCUUUUGAGACUGGAUACGGCACAAAGAUACGUCGCCGGCUCAAUUCAAUAUUUCGUGGUUGGGAUGUGUUCCACGGCCACAAUGUAAAGCUAUCGCAAAUUUUGACUGCCAAGCUCGACCUGGAUGAGUCAUUCUACCAUGCGUCGUCUAGCUUUUACACGCCCAAAAAGAAGCAGCAAAGUGUGGUCGACCUUGGAGAUGUGAGAACGUUCAAUCAGGCUGAGAUCCCCGACAAAAUCCAGACCCUCGCUGAAGAACAUGACAUGCCUCCGGACGAGCAAUUCAACGUCUACAACAGGAUUCGCGUCAUCCUCUGCAAAGACAGGCAGAAUCUGCUGGUCGCCAGACUGCUGGCCCUGGCGUGUCAAGUCUCCCUUUCACACGAAGAUGCAAUCCAGUCUACCAUUUUCCUCUACGAGCCAGACCUAAUCCCUCAACUCGCGGAGCUCAUGCGUGCGCAUGUGGACGAUCUUGUCCAAGCCUCAAGUGUCCUCGCUCUCGAAGCUUGCAGCCACCAUCGCAGCAAGACUUUGGAAGUUUUGACCGCCAUUGGCCACAGCAAUAGCCACGGAGCCUUAUUGUCCUUAUUGCGCUCAAUUGUAUCUCGCUUGGCGCAUGAGUCUGUUCGAAACGAGCUGGUUGACUCGCUCCUGUCAUUCAUAGCCUUCACCGCCACUGUUCAGGGACAUGUCGGAUCGCUUUUAGGAGCCGGACUCAUGCCGAUUUUGCUUGACUUCCUUAAAGUCAGGGGGGAACGAAGAGAGUCUUACAUUCCUCGUGCGCUUGGUCUCAUUGAUGCUAUUAUCAUGAUGGGAAACAAUACGCUUCAAGUCUUCAACGGCGCAGAUGGUGUCAAUCUGCUCGUCGCCGCAGCUGGGAAUGAAGCCACGAGUCUGUUGGAAACUCCUCUGCCGAAGUCCAGCGAGACUUUGUCGGAGGAUAGCAUUAUCCUCAUUGCCAGUCUGCCGCUCAAAUCCAUUCUCCGAACUCUGCACAGACUUCUCUCCACUGCAGGCGGGACGGACGGGCUCCGGACAUUGAUUGACUCCGCUCUGCCCAGGGUAAUCAAGACCAUAUUUGAGAAUUCCGCCAAGUUUGGAAAUCGAGUGUUCAGCAAUUCAAUCAAUAUCCUCGCCGCUUUCAUUCACAGUGAACCGACAUCCCUUUCCCUUCUCCAGGAGAUGCAACUUCCGCAAAGCCUGUAUGCCAACCUCGAACAGAGCGUGCCGAACAGCUUCGAUAUCAUGCCAGCCAUUCCUAAUGCCAUCGGUGCAAUCUGCCUCAACGAGGUCGGCUUCAAGCUUGCCAAAGAGCAUCCAGCAGUCAUCCAGAACCUCAUCACCUCAGCAGCGAAUACUGUCAUCGAUGAAAACCCGCACUUAGAGAAAGAUCAAGCGCACGUUGGCCUCGGAAAAGGAUUGGAUGAACUUGUGCGGCAUCAUCCUGACUUGCAGCCGAUCGUGCUCGCAGCAGUCGUACAGACCCUGAAGGACGCGACCGAUGAAGCGCGAGCGUUCCGGCCCGACGAGGACAAAAUCAGGGAUUAUGUACUUAACGCUGGGCCGAACGAUGCUUCAGAAACCCCAGAAACGAUCAACGAGCCUUUGAGAAAGCUCAUGAGGAUAUGGAAGCUGAGUGAAGGAUUCUUCCGCAAUGGCUCGGUCGCGAAAGCUUUCAUCAAAGAAGGCGGUCUCGAUCUUCUCUCUCAAGUUCCCGCUCUACCCUGUGUCCCGGUGAUCCUGAGAGGCAGCCCAUGGGUCUCUGUCUUUGCCGAUGUUUUCCGCUCCGUGGGCGAACACGAUCACGUCGUGGUCGUGAAGCACUACGUGGACGUCAUAUCCUCAAUCCUAGCCGAGACGACAGCUUUGUGGAAGGAAGAGAGUGCCGAUAGCAAUUGGAGAACUCUAGAAGCCGGCGAGGCGGAUGCCGACUUAUUGAAGGCCUUUGAGGCUCUCCGAGGUCUCACGCUGCAUCUGUACUUGCUUAGCUCCAACUUCAUGCUUUUGACAUUUGGACACAUCCGCAUCAGUACUGCUUUGCUUCAGGCCCUCGGUGUGACUUCUGGUUCCUCUUUCGUGUCGGACCUCGGGAGACUAGACCGGAUCUGCUUUCAGCAGCAUGCUCGAAUGAAGCCAGUCAACGAGUUCGAAGACCCCCUUCACAUGUCCGCGCCUGUCGCCAUCGGUCUCGAUACCGACUCAAAGACGCAAGCCGGCGCGAGGACAGAGACUGGUGCGUCCAAGAUCGCUUCGAGAAUACACAGUCUAUCGUGUCGAGCUCUAACAUGCUUCAUCAAACUCUUAUGGAUCAAGCGAAGUACAGAUGCCGCUCAUCGCAAAGAAGCGGUCCCCCUUGCUCAUGCCCUCGCUGCUAGCAUGGUGGAAAAUCUUGACGCUUCCUCGACUAUGGGGGCGGAGCUCAUGGCAGUUGGCAUAGAUCUCUGGUUCCUGCAUGAUGCACGCUCGAUGGAGGGUCACCUCAAUGCUCCGCUGUUCAUUGCGUUCAAGGAGCUCGGCGGAUUAGACUCUAUUUUGGCAUUGGGCAACCGGAUUGUGGACCACGUGGACAGUGAGGAUGUGACUGGAAAGGCAGCAGUUCGGAUACUGUCGAUGGCCCUGCUUGCCCUAGUCUCGCGCAGAUCAUAUGAGGGUUCAAACGCAUCAUCGUUCGCGAUCGACAAUUUUUCCAUUGUCACUAAUCUCGUUCAAAUUCGACUGUUGUUUGCGCCGCUGAUCCACCGUAUAUGGAGCGCCUCAUGGCUCACAGAAUGCCCCGAGGAGCACAUCAAGCUCGCCGCCGCCGCUUACCUCGCUAUCAUGAACGGAGAAGGCGAGGACGAAGAGGAGGUCGAAACUCACACUCACACUCCCUCGCCUGUUCCACGUUUACGGCCAGCUCCUCCUAUAGCAGAUCCCGCUCGCGUCAAUCAGCUGGUGGAUAUGGGGUUCACCCGCGAAGCUGCCGAAUUUGCUCUGCAACGAGCUCGAAACAAUGUCGCAGCGGCUGCAGAUCUCAUUCUUAGCAUGCCGCACCUCUUCGCCGGAUUACCAGCUGCGGCUGCUGCGCCUACAGAACCGACUACUGCGGUCACAGCGGAGGCAGAUGCUUCUGCGGACGCCGCCAUGGAUAGCGAUCAACCGCCAGAAGCAGAGGCUCCGCUCGCCUUGUUGGCAGAGACUGAAUCCGAAGCAAAGGAUGAGUCCAAAGUAAAGGAUGAAUCUGAAGCAAAGGACGAUGUCCCCAACGUUGAAGCUAUUCGAGCAGAUCUGGCUAAAUGGAGAGAAGAAAAUCGUCCAGGCCUGGCUCAGCGCGCCCUGGAUUUGAUAGAUGUUGCAGAUGACUUGGUGUUCGACUUGGUUCCAGCCUUUCCCAAAAAACAAGAGGGUCUGUCAUUUAUCUUCUCGAAGACCGAAGAGUUAUGGCAGAAGUACGACCCCUCCAACGACAAGCUCUUGAAAGGCCGACUUCGGCUCGCGUCUGUAUUUCUAAGGACCGGCGAACAGACUCGCCUGGAGUCACAACUCUCGCCGUACAUCCUGGAUUUGUACGCCUGCCUACCUAUGGACCUUUCCCCUCGUCCCGUGUGGACAUCAGUCCUCCUUCUUUUCACUGAAUCUGUAUUGGUGCUCAUCGAGUCUGUCCGUGAGGCAAAGCUAGGUGUGGACCCUUCGGACGUCACUCGCAGUAUUGCGCCUCUUGAAGACCGAAUUGUCCCAUUGAUGGACUUGUCGGUGGAUAUGUUGGCCGAUCAAACUUCGUCUCGGGACGACAUCAUUGCGGCACUCCGAAUUCUUGUCAUUCUCACCCGACAUGAGCGGCUCAGCGAAGAUGCUCUAGUCAAGACUUUCACUCCGGCCCGCAAGCCCUCGGACAAGCUAGUAGGGUGUCAACCAUAUCUCGCCAUGAUCGCGCGUCAUACCAUCGAGGACGAAGCGAUCUUGCGGACUACAAUGCAAGCGGAAGUGGAGCAUUGGCUGUCGCCCACCAGGAACAAGGUCUCCGACGUGACGCACUAUGUCAAACAAUUGCGACAGGUAGCCGCACGAGACCCGGCCUUGUUCGUGAGGAUCACUGAAGAACAGUGCGAGCUUGUCAGCCCUACCCCUCCGACCUCGGUUUAUCAUAUUCGCUCAAAGAAUACCGCUGCCACAAAGUCUGAGCUGGACGUUUUUGCGGACUCAGCUAGCUCUGCCGACCUAGCAAUGUCGGCGCUACUGUCAGAGCUGACCACCAGCAUCAAGGACGCGUCCGAUGCUGCGGCACACUCGUACAGCGGACUACUGCUGUCUAUCAUUACGGAGCUGGUCGGGUCAUACGUCUCGGCCAAGAGCGCGUUCCGAUCAUCUAUUCGAACCGGCAAGUCUGCGAGCCUUGCAACAUUUAUGAACGACAUGGUAUGCUGCAUUGGACUAGCUGAGGAUUUGUCACCUGGUUCCCGUCGCGAUGCAGAGAGCACGCGGCGUCUCACUCUUUCCAAUUGGUCAAUGUCUCUCCUGGUCGCGCUAUGUUCCGAUAUCUUACCACAAGAUCCCAAAGUCACCGGAAGCGAGGAAAUGACGAUCAUCCGAAAGAGUGUUCUCGAUUCCAUCGUCAAGACGCUGAAAGACACCACUACGACUGAUCUCGCUGUCAAAUACACUCGACUAUGGGCCAUGUCUGAACUCAUCUACCGCCUCCUGCUUGCGAAACCAGCAAUCGUUUCAACCCGGGACAAGGAAGAAUCAAGCAUUCAGAUGGCAAAGCUCAUGCUUGAAAAAGGUCUCGUUGGACUUCUCGCGACCGCUGUAGGUGAUGUUCAGCUCAACUUUCCGGAUAUCAAGGUGGUCUUGGCAUCUGCGUUGAGAACCCUCGAGUGCUUGACCAAAAUCUCUAUUAAAUGGGGCAAGGUCGAGAAGCCUAAGGAUGCAGCGCAAGCUCCACCGAGCGAUGAAGACAGUGAGGAAUCGGAUGUCGAAAUGUCCAGCGCGGACGAGGCCCCGGAUCUGUACAGAAAUUCCGCACUUGGAAUGCUCGGGGGAGGGAUCCGCGAGGACGACGAAGAAGAUGAGGAUGAGAUGGACGACGAGGACGAAAUGAUGGACGAAUAUGAAGGCGAUGGUACUGAUGAUAUGGACGAUAUCACUGAUUCUGACGGGGAUGAAGACGAAGACGAAGAUAGCAUGGAAGAGGACGAAUGGACGGAUGAAGAAGAGGAAGAAGAUGAUGGCCCAGAGGUCAUUCUUGGUCACGAGCCCCCCGAGGACGGUGCAUGGGAUGAUGCUAUGGAUAUGCCUGAAGGGGACGAAGGUACUGAUCAAGAUGAGGAAGGCUUCCUGCUUGAUGAAGGCGAAGAGAUGUUCGAUGGAGACGAAGAAGAGAUGAUGGGUAUGCCCAUGGAUGUCGAGAUGGGAAUGGACAUGGAAAUGGAUGACGAUGAGAUGGAUGAAGACGACUAUGACGAAGAAACGUUCCUGGAGCCCCUCAACGAGACCGGAGAAUUCUUCACGUCUGUUCCCGGCAUGGGCGGACCCGCGCCCCCAGAGCUACCUGGACAUUGGGGCUGGGAUGGUCAGCGAGCAGGCUCCAGCCGUCGUCUUACAAGUCGUCUUAUGGAUACGGAGGUCGCCGAUAGGUCCAAUGGCGCUGCUCCGGCUUCUCAUCCACUCGUUACCCAACCUUCAGCCCCGGCACUGAGGCGAAAUCUACCUCGAAAUCUUAUCGACAAUUUGCAGAAUAUGCUACGCACAAACAAUGGAGGUGGCGGUCCUGGUCAGAUGUUGGAAAUGAUUGAGCGCCUGCUCCAGCGGAUCAAUCAUCAGGCAACGCACAACAUGCAGAUCCGUCUCAGUUCAGAAGCGAAUGGCAGUAUCGGAUUAUCGAUUGGAGAUCGCAACUACAAUUUUGGCCCUUCCAGCAGCCCGACAGAGACGACAGCUGAAGAUGUCACUGCCGAGUAUGUCCCGAAACCGACUAUGCAUCGCUGGCAGGAAGAGAUGUCCGUCAUUCCGGGCAAUUCCAGUGUCAUGGUCACCCGUCUAGUUCACCAUAUCAUCAAUCGUUUGCUGCCCGAUGCUCGCAAACGGGCGGAAGAAAUGGAGGCCGCUGAAGCAGCUGCGGAUGCAGAGAGAGCCAAGCAAGCUGCUGAAGCGGAAAGUGCAGCUCGAGCAGCGGCAGCGGAGGCGGCAGAAGCUGCUCAAUCGGAAGCUGCUGCCGUCGCUUUACCAGCCUCCCGUGGCUCCCCUGCUCCGGAUGCAACACCACCCACUGAAGAGGUGGAAAUGGAAGAACCUGCCGAGACUCUCGCUCGGACCAUCAUUCAGAUCCGAGGUGAAGACGUCGAUAUCACUGAUACUGGAAUCGAUUUGGAAUUCCUUCAAGCUCUUCCCGAUGAUAUGCGCGCCGACGUUGUGGAGCAGCACAUGAGAGAGCAAAACCGAUUACGGCAACCUCGGAAUCCCGAGCUCCAGGCUGCUGAAGCCGCCUCGUCAAUCUCUGCCGAAUUCCUCGAUGCAUUGCCCCCUGCGAUCCGUGCAGAGGUUGUCAUGCAACAAGCGAUGGAGAAUGCCCGUCGUCCUAUGGAGCCGGAUCCCUCUCCAGCUGACCGCGAACCCCAUAUCGGGGACUUCCUCGACGUUCUCAACCCAGACCUUCGGAGAAACGUCAUCAUGCUCGGCCCUGGAGGACUUCCAGCUAUCGACCGCGCAACCGCUUUGCAGCCUGGCCCUAGUCAUCGAACUCCACGUGAAGUUGUCCAAUUGCUUGAUAGACCUGGCAUUGCCUCGCUCGUCCGCCUCCUGUUCUUCCCGGAGACGUUCAGGAAGAGCUACCUUUUCCGCGUCCUCACAAACCUCUGCGCAAACUCUGUGACGCGGGCAGAAUUGCUCAACCUACUGUUGUCUGUCGUCCAGGAUGGGUCGGGGGAUCUCCCAAUUGUCGACAAGAGCUUUCAACAGAUGUCAAUCCGUCCAGCAACGACGCCGAAGAGCACGGUCAAGAAGACGGAACCACUCACGCCUGGUCCUAUGCCGAGCCUCUUUGACCACCUUGCGAACGACAACAUCCCCACUUUCAUCGCUCAGCGAUGCUUUGACGCACUGUCAUUCAUUGUUUCCAAUUAUUCUCCCGCCGUCAACUACUUCCUGACCGAACAUGAGCAGCCAGUUGGAUUGAAGAAGACUUCGACCAAGAAGGGUAAAGGAAAAGACAAGAUCCCUCCGCAGACCAAGUUUCCCAUUGUCAUUCUUCUUGGAUUGCUGGAUCGGGUCACCUUGCUCCAGUCUCCGGGUAUGAUGGAGUCUUUGACGGCGUUGCUGGCGACUAUCACUCGACCUUUGGUGUCCUUGAAAGCGUCGGACUCAGCACAGCCUCCCAAAAUAGAGGAUGUAUCUGCUGCUCCUAUCUCCGGGACGGUGGCUACGCCUGCAUUGCCGGCCACGACGACAACGACGACGAAUACCGCGGAUACUCCUGCUCCUGCGCCUGCGCCCGCGGGUACCGAACCGGCCGUUGCAAGCAUCGUUCCACCAUCUACUGGCCUGACUACUUUCCCCGCCAUUCCUGCACCGGUUCUGAAGCUCGUUGUCAAUUGCCUCACCACAGGGGAAUGCACGAGCAAGAAUUUCAGUCAAACACUAUCUGUCAUGGCGAACCUCUCGGCGGUGCCAGAUGCUCAGGAUACGAUUCUGGAGGAGCUCGGCUCGGCCAGCAAGCACACCGGUCAAUCACUCAUGGCUGAACUGGACGACUUGCACCGAAACCUGCAGAAUGGAGUCGAGCCUCUACCUUUGGACGCGUUCUCUUCUCCGUCAUCGUACCAAGCUCAAUUGCUUCGAUUGCUGAAGACCAUCGAAUACCUCCACUUGCAGAAGGUCGAUGCUGAGCUACCUGGCGAAGAGAUGACUGAGCAGGAGAAGGCUCUCAGCAAAAUAUACGCCUCCUUCGACUUUGACACGCUCUGGUACCGACUCGCUCAAUGCCUGACUUUGGUCCGAGAUCGCGAAGACACGGAUCAGAUUGCCAUCGUUCUGCUACCGCUCGUCGAAGCCCUAAUGGUCGUGUGCAAAUACCGUGGUCAGCCGCCUCGAGAAGUUCGAUCGCCUUCUCUACCACCAUCCUCGGCGACCAUUGACCUAGGUGACCUCUUUGUUUCAUUCACCACUGCUCACCGCAAGAUUCUCAACGUCAUUGUACGGAACAACCCUUCCUUACUCAGUGGUUCAUUCUCCCUUCUUAUCAGGAAUCCCAAGGUUCUUGAAUUCGAGAACAAGCGAAGUUGGUUCAUGCAGAAACUGCGACGCAAGCGGAACGAGAUGUCGCAUAACGGAACGCUGCAUCUCAAUGUCCGGAGGCAGGAUGUGCUUGAAGAUUCUUUCAAGGCUUUGCGUGAUCGGACUGGCGACGAGAUCAAGUAUGGCAAGCUGUCUGUCAAAUUUGCCAAUGAAGAUGGAAUCGAUGCUGGUGGUGUAUCGCGAGAAUGGUUCACUGUUCUAGCUCAACAGAUUUUCGAUCCAAACUUUGCCCUGUUUGAGCCCUGCGCGGCAGACCAGCAGACUUAUCAGCCGAAUAAACACUCCGGAGUUCACGAUCUCCACCUGGCUUACUUCAAGUUUGUCGGACGAGUCAUUGGAAAGGCAGUCUACGACGGACGAUUGCUCGAUGCCUACUUCAAUCGAGCGUUCUACAAGCAGAUUUUGGGUCGCAGUGUUGACAUGCGUGACCUUGAAAGCAUUGACCCAGAAUACCACAAAUCUCUCCAAUGGAUGAUGGACAAUGAUAUCACCGGCAUUAUUGACCAAGAAUUCACCAUCGAAGAUGAUCAGUUUGGUGAAAAGAAGCAGGUCGAACUCAAGGGAGGAGGCGCCAGCAUCCCGGUCACCGAGGAGAACAAGGAAGAGUACAUCAGACUGGUUGUCUCGUACCGGCUCCACAAUUCUAUCAAAGAUCAGCUCAAGGCCUUCCUUGAAGGUUUCUACGAUAUCAUCCCCAGGAAUUUGAUUCAGAUCUUCGAGCCAGAUCAGUUGGAGCUGUUAAUCUCUGGAAUGUCCAUGGUGGAUGUUGAUGAGCUCAAGAAUGCGACUCAGUAUGCUGGAUACAAAUCGAGUGACCCUGAGAUUGCUUGGUUCUGGCGCGCCCUGCGAAGUUUCUCGCAAGAACAGCGAUCUCGAUUCCUCAUGUUCGUCACGUCGUCCUCUCGUGUGCCGCUCGGAGGUUUCACUCAACUCGUGGGAGCAUCAGGCAUCCAGCCGUUUCAAAUUCAAAAACUGUAUGCCAAGCCUGGCAGUCUCCCUCAAGCCAGUACCUGUUUCAAUCUCUUGUUGAUGCCUCCUUACGAGUCGUACGAGCAACUAAGAGACAAGCUGAUCAUGGCCAUUGAAGAGGGCGGAGGGUUCGGUAAGGCGUAAGCGGAGGAGUCAGCGACAGAAUGUGCAUAGCAGAUACCAUUUGACAGCAUGAACACUUGUAGCGAAAAAGAUGAGGCAUUGUCUGCGAAGCUGGUCCACUUGAUGAACAGCUGAUGAAACCUUGGU